AUGGAAUGCAAUAAAGACGAAGCUCUACGGGCCAAAGAGAUAUCCGAGGCAAAGCUGGUAGAAAAAGAUUUCGUGGGAGCGAAAAAGUUCGCACAAAAAGCCGAUAAGCUAUUUCACGGGCUUGAAGGUGUGUCACAUCUAUUAGUAAUCCUCGAUGUUUACAUUUCCUCAGAGAAGAAGAUCAACGGAGAACCAGAUUGGUAUGGUGUUCUUGGUGUGGGACCCACAAGUGACGAUGAAACUAUCAGGAAGAAUUAUAAGAAACUCGCACUCUAUCUUCAUCCUGACAAGAACAAAUCAGUCGGAGCUGAAGGUGCGUUUAAGCUCGUGUCUCAGGCGUGGACUUUACUCUCUGAUAAAGUUCAAAAAAAAGUCUAUGACCAAAGCAGAAGCCCGUUAAGCCCGUUUACGAACCGGUUAGUGUCACUCAGAAGACGUCAGCCUCUACUACUAAGCCCGUUUACAAACCGGUUAGUGUCACUCAGAAGACGUCAGCCUCUACUACUAAGCCCGUUCAAACGAUUCCUAGGCCGCCAAACACGGCUACAUUUUGGACUUCGUGUCUAA
This is a messenger RNA of Helianthus annuus (common sunflower), 567 nucleotides long. RefSeq names its product dnaJ homolog subfamily B member 14. The record is from RefSeq and is a predicted model, not a curated record. The transcript has a single exon. Lineage: Eukaryota; Viridiplantae; Streptophyta; Magnoliopsida; Asterales; Asteraceae. The coding region runs from base 1 to 567 and encodes 188 amino acids.